GAUUGCUGUAACCAGCGUUUUGCAGUCAGACUUAAGCAAGUCGGAAGGAUUCAUAGGCUCUAUACGGAACAUUAUUACUGAGAGAGGGGACAGAAUUCGUCGGUUUGGACCACACUAGCUGGGAGGAAUUUCAGCCGACAUGUCGACAAUAAGACUACCAGCUGCUCUGGUUAUUGUUCUCUUUCUCCCCGCGAGCUCUGCUUCAGGCUCCUAUCCCCGAGCACAGAAUGUCACCUGGAAAUCCACCAACUUUAAAACUAUUUUGACCUGGGAGCCCAAACCAUCAGCUGAUUACUCCUACACAGUGGAGUUCUUUGCGGUUGGUGGAGACAAACAGAGGAACGCUCACUGUAUCCGGUCCUCAGCGACAGUGUGUGAUCUGUCCAGCUCUCUAACUGACCUGAAUGCCUGCUAUACAGCUGAUGUCCUGUCUGAGCCCCCACUGGGAGCCACCUCUGACCUCAUCGAGUUCCCUCACACCAGCUCACCACGAUUCUGCCCCUACAAAGACAGUGAAAUAGGCAAACCUGACUUUAAGCUGGAGGUAAGUGAAGACAAAAAGAAGACUACCCUGUACGUGACUGACCCACUCACAGCUGUAUUUAAAGGCGGUCGCCAGCUGAACAUAAGGGAUAUCUUCUCUGACAAGCUGCAGUAUAUGGUCACCUAUCGGAAAAAUAAGAGCACUGGCAAGAAAACGCACAUCUCUAAGACCAAUGUGAUAGCGCUGACUAAUCUGGACCGAGGGGAGAGCUACUGCUUCAACAUCCAAGCCUACAUUCCCAGCCGUGGCACCAACAAGCAGUGGGGAGAGCUGAGCCAGACCCAGUGCUCCAAUGAUGACAACAAAUCCAUCUUUGAAGUAUAUUCGGUGGGUGUAAUCGCUGCUGCCAUCUUCCUCAUCCUGCUGCUGAUAGGCCUCAUCAUCACAGUCACAGUGGUCUGCUGCAAGCGCAGGAAGAAAGCUCUGAAAAGUGGAAAAGAAGGAGUGCCACUGAGGGAUGUAUAGAGUGUGUGUACCAUCACACACAUACACUGUAGGAACACGUGGUACAGCUGAACUGGACUCAAAGUCCAACAUUCCACUGUCAAACAUUGGAAUCAAUCCUUCCUUUAGUUUCUGUGAAACUGUGUCUGAAUAUGUCAGACAUUAUUUCAUUCUUUCUUUAUCAUGUUAUGCUGCAGAAAAACACUGAACACUCCUACUAUACACUGGUCAUACUGAUGAAGCUGUAAUAUUCCAUUUCCUGUCUUUUAUAUUUGGUGAGGGGUACUUCUGAUAAGUGUAGAUAAACACAACAGAUUUUAUUUAUUUCAUUUUAUAGUGUAUUUUCUGUCAUAGAGAGGAUUUUUGGGAUACUGGUAAAACACUUUAUGGGAAAUCAAGGUCUGGUAUCUACUAUUUUUGUAUCUUAUGCUUAAUUUAUUGUGUUUAAUUGAAAUUAACAUGUUUGCGUAUGUCAUUUAGCUGUUUUAUACUUCACAUUGUUGUAGAUCACUUUAUUAACUGGUGAAUUGUUGAAAAAGUAAUAAAAUAUUUCAAAGAA
This is a messenger RNA of Epinephelus fuscoguttatus (brown-marbled grouper), 1547 nucleotides long. It is a transcript of the gene f3a, whose product is annotated as coagulation factor IIIa. Gene Ontology annotation, molecular function: protein binding. The coding region runs from base 140 to 1009 and encodes 289 amino acids. The transcript has 6 exons. Lineage: Eukaryota; Metazoa; Chordata; Actinopteri; Perciformes; Serranidae. Gene Ontology annotation, biological process: blood coagulation. The record is from RefSeq and is a predicted model, not a curated record. Gene Ontology annotation, cellular component: membrane.